Frieseomelitta varia is the source of this 2018-nucleotide messenger RNA. It is a transcript of the gene TfIIFalpha, whose product is annotated as general transcription factor IIF subunit 1. Gene Ontology annotation, molecular function: RNA polymerase II general transcription initiation factor activity; TFIIF-class transcription factor complex binding; DNA binding. The record is from RefSeq and is a predicted model, not a curated record. The transcript is spliced from 8 exons. Gene Ontology annotation, cellular component: transcription factor TFIIF complex; nucleus. Lineage: Eukaryota; Metazoa; Arthropoda; Insecta; Hymenoptera; Apidae. The coding region runs from base 479 to 1978 and encodes 499 amino acids. Gene Ontology annotation, biological process: transcription initiation at RNA polymerase II promoter; positive regulation of transcription elongation by RNA polymerase II.
CAAAGCUUGAAAUUUGGAUUCAUGUAACACAUUAAAGAAUUCAUUAUUUCUUUCAAGACGUAUGUGUAUGUUUUAUUUUUGCAAAUAACCUUUAAUAUAAAAUCUAGUUGUUUUGUAUAGUGAGUUUGAAAUAUUGUGGUGGUUUUCUUUUCAUUAUUGUUAUUGUUAUUAGGCUAACCUCAGUUAUCAAGAUGACGUCGCCCGUAAUUUCAAAGUUUGGUACAACAUUCUCUGCAUAUAUUGUAACUCCGAAUUCUUCAUUGAGCUUGUGUGUGGCAACUACCUUCCCUUACAAUCAAACGUAACGAUCAGCAAGAAUUUUUGGCUUGGAAUUAAUUCUAUUCUUCUAUCAGUAUCUUGAAAAAAUGUCUCAUAUAUAUUGUAUAAUCUUCGUUAGCAUUAAAAGAUUUCAGUUGCACCUUCCAUACAAGAGUUUAGCAUCAGAGUACCAAAAAACAACAAGAAAAAGCACAAUGUGAUGCGUUUUAAUGCAACAUUAAAUGUUGAUUUUUCAAAAUGGACCCAGGUAAAAAUGGAACGUGAAAAUAAUAUGAAGGAAUAUAAAGGAAUAGAAGAAGAAAUGCCAAAAUUUGGAGCUGGUUCCGAAUUUGGUCGAGAUGCGAGAGAAGAGGCAAGGAGAAAAAAAUUUGGCAUUACAAGUAGAAAAUAUAAGCCAGAAGAUCAACCUUGGAUUUUGAAAUCUGGAGGAAAAACUGGUAAAAAGUUUAAAGGCAUAAGAGAAGGUGGUGUGAGUGAAAAUGCGGCAUAUUAUGUUUUUACACAUGCUCCCGAUGGAGCCAUAGAAGCUUUUCCAUUACAUGAAUGGUAUAAUUUUCAACCAAUUCAGAGAUAUAAAGCGUUAAGUGCAGAAGAAGCAGAACAGGAAUUCAGUCGUAGAAAUAAAGUAAUGAAUUAUUUUUCAUUGAUGUUGCGUAAAAGACUUAGAAAUGAUGAGGAUGGUGCAGAUGACGAAGAAAUGAUAGAAGGUGGAAAGAGUAAAAAACCGAAUAAAAAAGAGAAAGAUUUAAAAAUAUCUGAAAUGGAUGAGUGGAUGGAUAGCGAUGAUGAUGAUUCGGUUAGUGAUGAUGAAGGUAGUAAAAAGAAUUCUGAUGAAGAAGAUGAUAAAAAGAAAAAGAAAAACAAAGUUGAUGCCACGAAAAAGAAAAAGAAAAAUGCAUCUGAUGAUGAAGCAUUUGAAGAAAGUGAUGAUGGUGAUGAAGAAGGUAGAGAAUGUGAUUACAUUUCUGACUCGUCAGAUUCUGAGUCAGAAUUGGAACAGCAAAAGGAUAGUAAAUCAGUUGCAGAAGAAGACGCAUUGAGAAAAUUACUUGCUUCUGAUGAAGAUGAUGAUGAUGAAGAACAAACAGAUAAAAAAGAUGGGGAUGAAGAAAAAGAUGAAGAUGAUGAAACUAAAGAUAAAGAUGAUAAAGAUAAAGAUAAGAUCAGUAAAGAUGCAGAUAAGAAGAAAGAUAAAAAGAAAAAGAAGAAACAAUUUAAAAAAAAAGAUUCAAAGAAACUUACAUCAGGAAAAGAUUCUUCUAGUGACUUUUCUAGUGACUCAGAUUCAGAAUCUGAUACAGUGAAAGAAAAAGAUAAUAAAAAAUCUAAUAGUGCACAUAGUUCAAGAUCUGCAACACCUACAGCUGGAAUAUCAGACUCUAUAAAAAGAAAACAAUCUGGAUCUCCAGAUUUAUCACAAGCGAAGAAAUUGAAAUUGGAUAAUUUUAAUUUAGUACCAGUAACUUCCUACAUCCCAGGAAUCAGUGAAUCCGGAAUCACGGAGGAUGCAGUGAGACGUUAUCUUAUGCGUAAACCAAUGACAACAACGGAGCUUUUACAGAAAUUUAAAUCGAAAAAGACUGGUCUUACUUCAGAACAGUUAGUUAACGUAAUGACUCAAAUACUUAAAAAGAUCAAUCCAACUAAGCAGACAAUAAAGAAUAAAAUGUAUUUGUCUAUUAAGACACAAUCUAAUUAAUAUUUUUGUAUAUUUUAAUCCAAUUGAUAUUUAUGGAAUA